AUGGACGUUCUGCCAAAGCGGAUGAACUCGCAGAUCGUGUUGCUGAUGAAGGGUGAUGUGCACACUUCCGAGAAGGCGAUCGCAGGGUACAUGGCCUUCCAUCACACACUGCUCCUGCUCAAAAGCCGGUGUCCCAGCUUCAACGAUGCCAUCGAGGAGAAGCUGCGCCUCUUCGUGGAGGACGAGGAGAUGAGGCGCAAGGAGAACGUACCCAACCUUGGGGAAUUUAUGUGCUUGCUUUCUGUGUCGGACGAGUUCACAUGGGACAAGCUGGCAGUUCCCAUUCUGGAAGAGACUUUCGACCGUGGCGUUCUUUGGCUGGUGAAGGCUUAUCCCCACCUGGCUCAGCUUUUCGCUCCCGUGGACGAGAGGAUCGAGAGAACCUGGGAGACGAGCCGGGUGUCUCGGGAGCUUUUGAUGUUUCAUGCUUGGUUCUUGCAUCAUGUGGCUCACAUCCAGCAUGAGCACGGCCACGGCCCCUGCCGACGAGCAAGUUGCAUCCUCGAGCGCUACGAGCGCACCAAGGGCUUGCCUUUGCAAUCGCACGUCAGUGGCCUCCAGAAGGCCUGCCGCCGCUUCCGUGCCAUCCGGACCUGGCAGGACUUCUUCCGGUCCCUCGAG
Messenger RNA from Symbiodinium necroappetens, 621 nucleotides. The record is from the annotation of a GenBank genome assembly. Lineage: Eukaryota; Dinophyceae; Suessiales; Symbiodiniaceae.